GUGAAAUUGUUCUGAAAUUUUAAAAAAUAAUAAAAACAACGAUUCAAAAUGAGAACAAAACCGAAGUUGACUUUUUCGAAACUGGAUGAUGAGACAGGUGAAUCAUUGGAUAGAAUGUUCGAGAAAAAGGAUUGCAUGGUGGAGAUUAAUCCGGGAAGAGUAAUAUUGCCAGCGGACUAUAUGACCAUAGGACAAGAUAUUUUGGAUAUGGAGGUGCUGGGAGAGGAUGUGUGGAUGUGUUCAUAUCCAAGGACUGGUUCUACGUGGGCUCAAGAAAUGGUAUGGCUAAUUGGACACGAUCUGGACUAUGAAGGAGCAAAGUCAUUGCAACAGAUCCGAUGUCCUCUCGUAGAGUUGUCUUGUAUAAUGGUGGAUGGUCAUGCGGAAUGGCAUGACGAAUCUGUGAAGGGGACCUCUGUCGACUUGGUGAAAUAUCGGCUGCCCCAUCCUCGCUACAUACGUAGCCAUCUGCCUUGGGAUCUGUUACCGCUUGACAUACAAAGAGAAGAUGGUUCUGCGAAGCCCAAGAUCAUAUACACAUCCCGCAACCCUAAGGAUAUGGUGGUCUCGUAUUUCCACUAUUGUACCUUAGUCCAUGGAUUGAAAGGUACCUUCGAAGAGUUCUGCGACCUGUUCAUGCGGGACCGCGCCCCAUUCGGUCCAGUUUGGAAUCAUAUUCUUGGUUUCUGGAACAGACGCCAUGAUCCUAACUUGCUCUUCAUCAAGUUUGAAGAAAUGAAACGGGACUUACCUUCCGUAAUAAGGAAGACGGCACAUUUCCUCGGCAAAACCAUGUCUGACAUGGAAGUUGAGAAAUUGUGCGAUCAUCUCUCAUUCCAAAAUAUGAAAAGUAAUAGAGCUGUCAAUUUAGAAGCUAUCUUGGAGAAAUCAUUUGGCAAAAGCUAUUUGGAACAAACUGAUUUGAGAUUUAUCAGGAAAGGGGAGAUUGGAGAUUGGAAGAAUUACAUGUCGGAUGAUUUGUCUAGAAGGUUCGAUGAGUGGGCAGAACAACAUUUGAAGGGUACUGAGUUAAGUUUUGAGUAAUGUGGUUUAGGUCAAUUACAUGUAUGUUAUUAUGUAAGAUUGCUUUAAUUUUUUAUAAUUACUAUAAUUAUGUUGUUUUUUUUUUAAU
Molecule: messenger RNA, 1132 nt
Organism: Achroia grisella
Lineage: Eukaryota; Metazoa; Arthropoda; Insecta; Lepidoptera; Pyralidae
Gene: St2
Product: luciferin sulfotransferase-like
Exons: 5
Coding region: 49-1044 (331 amino acids)
Biological process (GO): sulfation
Cellular component (GO): cytoplasm
Molecular function (GO): sulfotransferase activity
Source: RefSeq, a predicted model, not a curated record